Molecule: messenger RNA, 1665 nt
Organism: Ogataea philodendri
Lineage: Eukaryota; Fungi; Ascomycota; Pichiomycetes; Pichiales; Pichiaceae
Exons: 1
Coding region: 1-1665 (554 amino acids)
Source: RefSeq, a predicted model, not a curated record
AUGAAAGCAUCACUUUUUGGUCCAUUCGAAAACCUUACGGAAGAUCCCGAUCUCUACAAGACCUUCCAGCCUCAAUUGGAGGCCUACAGAUCGAGGUUGCAGGAGGGGAUUCUUGAAGAGUUUAAACUACCAGAUAGUCUGGUUCCUGAUAAGUUUGGAUACGAUGUGACGCGUAUUGCCGAGAAAAUUAUGAGCGAUCGGGAAAUUGAGAUUACAGAGAUGUCAGCUAGCAAGCUAGUUGAGCUGCUCACCUCUGGAAACUUAACUUCGGUUGAGGCAACCAGGGCUUUUGCAAAGAGAGCAACCGCUGCUCAUCAGCUAGUUAAUUGCUGCAUGGAAAUGUUCAUAGAAGAGGGGUUGGAAAGAGCACAGUACCUUGACGAUUACUACAAGAAAACGGGUAAGCCAAUUGGGCCCCUUCAUGGUCUUCCAAUUUCAGUUAAGGAGCAGUUUCUUUACAAGGGAAAACGUUGCAAUGGAGCGUAUGUUGGAAUGAUUGAUAACUUUGUUGACGAAUGGGCAAUUCUACUCAAAAUUCUUUAUGAAUCAGGUGCAGUGUUCUAUGUGAGAACUACAGAGCCUCAAACCACCAUGCACCUUUGUUCUGGUAAUAACAUUACUGGUAUUUGCCGCAAUCCUCAUAACACCAAGCUUACCAGCGGUGGUUCAAGCUCUGGAGAAGGAGCAAUUACUGCUAUGAAAGGAUCAGCAAUUGGUGUUGCUGCAGAUAUUGGUGGUUCAAUACGUUCCCCAGCAGCGUUCUGUGGGGUUUGGGGAAUCAGACCAACUCAAAAGAGAUUGCCCUUGAAGGGAGUCUUCAGCGCAAAAGAGGGCAAGAAUGAAGGGGUGAUUUGUGUUAGUGGACCAAUUGCGCGAUCCCCUCAGGAUAUUGAGCUUUUUAUGAAAACAGUCAUUGAUAGUGAGCCAUGGAACAUUGAUGCCGAUUUGAUUCCGUUACCUUGGAGGGAACUUGAACCUCCAAGUGUUAAAACACUUAAAGUUGCAAUUUGCUAUGACGAUGGUGUUGUCGCCCCUACUCCACCAGUUCUCCGUGCUUUAAAGCAUGCGGCAGCCAAGUUAUCAAAGGCUGGAGCAGAGGUCAUUGAAUGGACGCCACUUAAUGUGGAAUCCCUCAUUGCCUGUUGUAACACUAUUUACAGUGCUGGAGAAAAUCAAGGCCUAAAGAAAGCACUAGCACUUUCGGGUGAGCCUGUUCUGGAAUUGUCCAAAGUUGCUAUGUCAUUCGGCUGUGGUGAUGAUCUGUUAACUGCGAACGACAUUUUUCAAUUGGCUGCCUACAGAGACAAGCAAAGAGACGUUUACUUGACUGCAAUGAAUCAGCUUGGUGUGGACUACAUACUAUGCCCCGCUUAUGUGAAUGUGGCUCCUGAACCUGAGACGUGUCAUUAUUGGGGCUAUACCGCUCUGUGGAACCUAUUAGACUUUCCCAACGUUGUAUUUCCUUCAGGACUAAAAUGUGAUCAACGUCUUGAUCCAAAGACUACUUACAAGGAGCGAAGCAGUAUUGAGGCGUAUGAGCAUGGCCUGUAUGACCCAAAAGUUUUUGAGGGUGCUCCUAUCGCACUACAAUUAACCGGUCGACGGUGGAAAGACGAGGAGCUGCUUCAGGCUGCUAAAGUUGUCUCUGACACCAUUUUUGAGUGA